This is a messenger RNA of Bufo gargarizans (Asiatic toad), 566 nucleotides long. It is a transcript of the gene SPCS1, whose product is annotated as signal peptidase complex subunit 1. The record is from RefSeq and is a predicted model, not a curated record. Gene Ontology annotation, biological process: protein targeting to ER. Bases 101 to 400 code for a protein of 99 amino acids. Lineage: Eukaryota; Metazoa; Chordata; Amphibia; Anura; Bufonidae. Gene Ontology annotation, cellular component: signal peptidase complex; endoplasmic reticulum membrane. The transcript is spliced from 4 exons.
GGGUCACCUAUGGGGUCCUUGCUUGGGGUGACGCUGCUCGGUGGUCUUGUGUUUCCGGAUUGGAGUCCUGUGUGUGGAAGGGAACCGUUCAGCUGUCAUCAUGUUGGAUAUAUUCUCCUCUAUCCCUACGCAGAUGGACUAUAAAGGUCAAAAACUUGCUGAACAGAUAUUUCAAGGAAUAAUCCUAUUUUCUGCCGUGAUCGGCUUCAUUUACGGCUAUGUGAUUGAGCAGUUUGGCUGGACAGUGUACAUAGUAAUUGUAGGCUUUGCUGUGUCUUGCUUGUUAACUCUUCCUCCAUGGCCAAUGUAUCGCCGCCAUCCAUUAAAGUGGCUGCCCGUCCAGGACUCUGCUACAGAUGACAAGAAACAGCAGGAUAAGAAAUCCAAGAAGCACAAAUAACUGCCCCCCUAAGGCCAUCACCACCAAUUCAGAGGACCACCUAUGGAGAAUGAACUUGAACUGAUAUGUUUUCUGCUAAGCAGAACAUUGUGCUUAUAGGGUUUGUGUUCCGGGUAUUGUCUACAUGUCCAAUAAAGAAGCUGAGCUGUUAUUUGUUUUACAUUUA